Micropterus dolomieu (smallmouth bass) is the source of this 2585-nucleotide messenger RNA. It is a transcript of the gene saxo6, whose product is annotated as Mdm1 nuclear protein. The transcript has 16 exons. The record is from RefSeq and is a predicted model, not a curated record. Gene Ontology annotation, molecular function: microtubule binding. The coding region runs from base 177 to 2195 and encodes 672 amino acids. Gene Ontology annotation, biological process: negative regulation of centriole replication. NCBI's taxonomy places the organism in Eukaryota, Metazoa, Chordata, Actinopteri, Centrarchiformes, Centrarchidae.
GACAACGGCUGCAGCUUGUUUCCGUGACUGAAGCAGAGGAGGAGCAGGGAACCUAGCAAAGCAUGCGGCUCGUUAGUUAAACGAUGUUUUACCAGCUAGUUAAUAUAAUAACAAACAACAUGACAAGGGAGUGACUCCUCGUGCUGUUUUUUUUUUGUCGGCGGUGAGCGCGCGCCAUGACCGUCCGCUUCAAGGGUCAGAGUGAAUACCAAAAGAGCUACAGGGUUUCCCGGUCCAGAAGUGUGUCUCCUCAGCGCUGUGCUCCGUUGGCCGGCCUGCGCUCCGACCAGAUGGGUAUCAGCAGAGAACCGAGUCUCCAACGUCGAAAAAGGCUCGAACCUGGUGGUAUUCAGUCCUGCAGCUCUCUCCUCUGUCCUCCAGAUCCGCACCAUAUUCUCCCUCAGCCGACUCCUCAAGCACACAGAACUUCGGCCUCCAAGAGUCACUCAGCCCACAGGAAGGGACCUUCCCUGGAGCCACAACCCCCAACACCUCCUGGAGCACGAGAAGACCCUGGAUCUCGUGCAGACUCAGGACCUCCAGCAGGACCACGACCUGCUGCAGACUCAGGACCUCCAGCAGGACCACGACCUGCUGCAGACUCAGGACCUGGGUCUGCAAGAGAUCCAGGAGCCAAUGGAAAAUCUGUGAAGCCCCACCCCUCCAAGCCUGACAGCCAACCACACCUUAGCCAAACUUUGACAGCAGCGCCUGAUGGACAGCAGCCCUCGGCCAAUGAGGUUCAGCAUGCUCUGCGGUGGAGGGCGGGGCUGAGGUCGGGAGGUCAAAGGUCAGGAGGUCAUAGGUCAGAGUACCUCAGACAGUUUGGCUGGAAGAAACCCGCGACAGCUGCUUCACCCCUACUGACUGCAGAACAGGUGCUUCACUCCAGCAGCAGAUCUGUGCCCCCCUUUAAGAAGAACCCCUUUUCCAUGGACACUGAGUAUCGGCGGAGCUUCCAGGGUCUGGCCCCGCCUCCUAAGCCCCGCCUUCGUAAACUACUAGAACAGCAGAGAGUCCCACUGUUCCACACACACGUGAGCAACAAAAAGAGGAGGGAGGAGUCAGUGAAGAAGCCCCGCUCCAAUCCGGAGAAAGAUGAUGCCACGCCCCCUCCUCCUCCUCCUCAGGUGCAGAGAGGACACAGGAUGUUGACUGAGUAUGAGUCGAGCUUUCGUUCUCCCCUCUACAGGAUCCCGGAGGAAGGCGGAGCCACACACAGCGAUGCCCUUCAGGUGAAGGAGUUGAGGCAGAAGGCCUUGUCGUACCGCCGUCGAGCCUGGGGAGCGAAUUUCUGCAGAGAUCACCUGAGCCAGCUGCUGUCUGAACACAACGCUCUGUGGGAGCCAACAGAAACCACAGACUCUGCCACUGACCCCCCCUCCCCCCGCCUCGCCUCCGAUCACGACCCAGACAGCCGCAGCACUUCCUGUGUGGAGGCCCUGGACCUGGCCAGCCGCUCCAGUAACUCCAGUAAGAGGUCUUCUGUUGCGGGGUCAGCAGAAAUAACCAGAACAAACAAAAACACACAAAUAAAAGCACAAACACCUCCAAGUCCUCCUGCUGAAAGGCAUACGGCCUGGGGAGAAGAAGAAGAAGAAAAUACACACGAGGAGGAGGGAAGGUUACCGACUCCGAGGUUGAAGAUGCUACCAGUUCAGAGAACUCACCAUGACCUCACCACACCUGCCACCGGAGGCGCUAUACUAGUGGGAAAACUGAAGAGCAGUGAUGAAUCUUCACCAUUCAAACAGAGGUGCGGGUCAGCCGUGUCUAUGGCAGCGGGGGCGGAGACCGCGCUAGACGUGCCGGUCAAACGGAAGGAGGCGUGGUCAGAGAAUAACUCCCCUCACGCACCUUCAUCUGGCCCCUCGCCCGACCACAAACCAGCUGCCAGUCCUCCCUCUAAACCAAUCAGGACGAAGCAAACGCCUCCACCCGCUGUAGCCCCGCCCCCUCUGGUCCCACCCCCGCCGCACUGUAUCCAAGGCACUCUGAGACACCCCGACUUCCAACACAACGGUGAGUUGGGUCUGAGGUUCAGGGAGCGGCAGUGUUCAGGAGGAGGCUGCGGCUCUGAUGACGACGACCGCCUGUCGGUGAUGUCGUGCCGUUCGGCAGCUUCCUGCUCCGUGGCGUCCGCCGUGCUGGAGCGUGCUCAAAAGAGACGAGAGAACUUCUGGGGGAAGAGAUGACCUCUGACCUCCUAAACCCUAAGCAGCGCACCGCUGUCGCUAUGGAAACCAGCGCGUCGUCGUAGAGUUUAUAGUGGAUCAGUCACUGCUGUAGAAGAAUUAGUGAGGAUAUUUUUUAAACAGAUGAAAGUGCUUAAUUUAAAUAGUGGGAAUAAUGUAUAUUUAUAGAUUAAUGUAAGAUAAUUGUACUGUUCCUUUUUAAACUACACUUUUGUAAUAGAUGUUUUUAUAAAUAUAGUAAUUUUGUGUAUUCAGUAAUUAUGUUGCUCACUGCGUGUUUGCAGAGAUAAAAGUGACAUAAACACAGACUGAUUUUAGCUUUUGUGGUAUACAAAUCCUGAAAAUAAUGAGUUUAAGUUACUAAAAAUAAAAUAAGAAUGUGAGCAUGAA